AUGCUAAUAUUACGGUUACAUAACGACCAAAAGAUAAAAGCUGCUAAAGAAAUUGAAACCCCGAAUAUUAUUAAUAUUUUUAACGAAAAAUGUAGAAUCUCCGAAGACAGGUCGAGGAGAAAUAACUUAAGGAUAGUUGGAAUUCCUGAAAAUGCAAAUGAAAGCUGGGAUGAAACAGAGGAAAAGGUUCAAAAUUUAUUAUGCAAUAAAUUAGGAGUUAAAGGAAUUGAAAUUGAAAGGGCGCAUCGAGUUGGCCCUAAAAAAGAAGCUCAAUCUCGAACCAUUAUAUUAAAAUUAUUGAGAUUCAAAGACAAAUCAAACAUCCUAAAAGAAACACAUAAACUAAAAGGACUAAGCAUCUACGUAAAUGAAGAUUUCUCGCAAGAGACGGCAAGCCUUCGUAAGAAGUUAUUUACAGAAGCGAAAAAAAGAAAAUCAAAAGAAGAAAACGUUAUUGUCAGGUAUGAUAAACUUAUUAUAUUAAAAAAAAGGUUUACAAUAAGACGAAAUGAUACUGUUAGAAAACAAUUUUAA
This is a messenger RNA of Hydra vulgaris (swiftwater hydra), 534 nucleotides long. The record is from RefSeq and is a predicted model, not a curated record. Lineage: Eukaryota; Metazoa; Cnidaria; Hydrozoa; Anthoathecata; Hydridae.